AUGGGCAAAAGACGUGCGAAGGACACUGAACGACGGAACGGUCUCCUGGAGCAACAUUCGUCCUUUUCCAUACGAGAUGCGGCUCAACUGGUAUUGUUUCUGACCAGCCCUAUCGAACCGACACCGGAGAGCGAAGAAGCGGAGAUACAGUACGUGCAACCUUUCGGAAAUAAGGAGGACACGUAUCGUUUGGUGGCCUGCUAUGGAGAUCAGCACGGCAAUCGCACCUUCGUCAGGAUCGCAGAAAAUACGGCCACCGGGGCCUUAUGGGUUUGCUUUCGACCGACGAUCCUAGAAGGUCUCCCCGGUCUCCUGUUGAGGUCCUUAUGGGAUACCGCCGCGCUUUGGCCCACGAGACGCUCAGAUCGUUGCCUCGCUAACCUGUACGACAUAUGUCGUGCGGUACACAGCAAACGCUGCGGAGACCAUGGCUUAUCGUUGGCUCACCAAGGAAUGCUGAACGAAGCUAUGGAAAACACGAACGGCAGGACGCUCAUGGAUUGUUUGCGUGACGAGGUGGCGAAAGCGUUGCGACGGAAACGAAGGAAGAAUGGAACCAGCGUCAUUUUCGCCGGUUACAGUUUAGGGGCUGCACAAGCUCUCUGCGCAGCGAGCAUGCUGGUGAACCCUGUGCACUGCGUCCAGAUUGCGGGCCCCCGCGUGGCCGCCCGGGACAAAGCGGCAAACAUAGAGCGAAGGCUGUCCUCCUGCACAUACAUCGGUAUCAUGAACGACCCGGUUUCCGACAUGCCCUUUGGAGCGGAUGACAUGUCCUUAGUGGGCAGGCAGGUGUGGGUGGAUCUGUACAGUCACAGCUUUCAUGUAGGGAGUCCCGUGAGGGAGAGGACAAGGCAAAACAUGCUUCGUUUUGUGGCAGAAGUUUCCUUGGCCUUGCUGUUUGGUGUUCGGCGGGGCUUAUCGGACAUAGCAAAUGCACUUUUAGACGUGCACUUGGAAGCGGAAGAUAAGUUGUACGAGCUACUCUGCAGCGAGAGGAUUCUGAAGUCCAUCUGA
Molecule: messenger RNA, 1014 nt
Organism: Fimicolochytrium jonesii
Lineage: Eukaryota; Fungi; Chytridiomycota; Chytridiomycetes; Spizellomycetales; Powellomycetaceae
Exons: 1
Coding region: 1-1014 (337 amino acids)
Biological process (GO): lipid metabolic process
Source: RefSeq, a predicted model, not a curated record